This is a messenger RNA of Tigriopus californicus, 2920 nucleotides long. Its product is annotated as WD repeat, SAM and U-box domain-containing protein 1-like. Gene Ontology annotation, biological process: protein ubiquitination. Lineage: Eukaryota; Metazoa; Arthropoda; Copepoda; Harpacticoida; Harpacticidae. The transcript is spliced from 9 exons. Bases 361 to 2871 code for a protein of 836 amino acids. Gene Ontology annotation, molecular function: protein binding; ubiquitin-protein transferase activity. The record is from RefSeq and is a predicted model, not a curated record.
UUCUGCUAGGCAUGACAGCUUUCUUCCUAAGAUAGCGAGAACUCGUGUCUUGAGUUUAGUUGUUUUUAAAAAGAAUCGUUGUAAUGCCUAAUUCAGAUGCUAAACCAUGGCCUGCUUUUGUCACGAUGAACAUUGGGGUGCAUUUAAUGCUUGUUCAACAUCAUUGUUGGUAGGAUUGACUUGAAGCGAUUAAUGACAAAGCCAUAAAUAAAUGUAUUUUGAACGUGCAAGCCAGGAGACGAGCAUAACACGAUGUUGACGCAACUGAUUGCGACGAUAAAGUUAACUUGUGGCGAUCUCGGCAUUAGAACGACGGCUAUUUUAUCUGUCACACGUCACUAGUCAAGUAGGAAAUUUGUGAUGGAAGAGCGCAAGGAGUCAACCCAGGACCCGGUUUUGGACGAUUCCCUGGGGGCAGUGGUGAGCGAAAUCCGUAUUCCCAACGUCGAAUUUCACGGCUGCGAUGUCAGGGGAGACCGACUUGUCUUGGGAGCAGGUGACCAUCUACUUCGAUUUUACCAAUGGCAAAAUGCGGAGGUGGCGGAACUACCACAUUCCCCUCAAGAUCACCACCAAUAUAGUAUCAAUGAAGUGGGAUUUUCUCCCGGAGGGACCUUGGUGGCUUCAGCCUCCACCGAUGGCACCAUCUCCAUCGUGCAAGCUCAGAGUGGCGAGUUGCUACAACGGUUGGUGAGUCCGGCGGGAGUGGCGGUCCGUUGUUGUCGCUUUUCUCCGGAUGCCACUCAACUCGCCACCGGUGGUGACGAUGACACCCUUUCGGUCUGGGAUUUGAUGAGUGGACGAUUUAUUCGCUCGCUCAAGAGUCACGAAGCCACCAUAUUUGCCCUCGCAUACUCACCUAACGGGCAAUACCUCGUGUCCACCGAUGCUAAUGGAGCCAUGUAUCUCUGGGAUGGGGGCUCCAUUCACGUAAAAAGUUUGGCAUUUUGCGAGGAAGCCCAUGAUCUAGGCGUUCUCACGUGCGACAUUUCGCCCAUAAAGGCCGAUCUGAGACCAGGGAGUGCUGCCUAUAUCGUUGCCACCGGCGGGAAUGAUGACCUGAUUCGAUUGUGGGCCAUCCAAGAGCGAUUCGAUUCGGUUCAAUUCGUUUGCACGAAAAUCUUGAGUGGGCACGAUGGAGCGGUCAUGCACACCAGGUUCUCACAUUCUGGAGCUCUUUUGGCCUCUGGAGGCGGGGACAAGGUCGUUAGGCUGUGGAAUCCGGUUUCGGGAACGUGCUUGAAGAGGCUAUCCCAUCACGAACGAUUCGUGACCCAAAUAGCCUUUGCAUCGGAUGAUCGAACCCUUUUCAGCGUGUCCAAUGACAAGUCCAUGGCCGUGUGGCGACUGAAAGCGCCUUUGAAUGCCGACAUCACCAGCCGACCGCUCCAUAUCAAUCUACCAAUAGUGGAAUCGCUGGAACACAAAGCCAGCCGCGCACAAAAUGGACCAGAUAAACAUGUUCAAUCAUUCGUGGCUCAUGCUUCUGAUGUGAAUCAGGUGAAGUGCCUUGCCUCUGACACGAUGGUCUCGGUGGGCUCUGACAAAUUCGUCAAACUUUGGCAUCGAGCUAGCUCAGAUCGGCCAUGGACAUUAACAAAGAGUGCGCAGGGGCAUGUGUAUCCCAUAUAUUCGAUGGAUUUUCAUCGCGAAAAGGAACUGCUGGUUUCAGCCGGAUCCGAUGGAGUCUGUCUGAUUUGGAAUUGUCAGACUUUGGAAGUUAUGGAGCGACUUCAAUCCGAUGGGGGUAUUCAAGUAUGUGAACUCUCACCUCAAGGAGAUAUGCUGGCUACAGGAGGUGACACUUUUGCGAUUAGUCUUUGGGAUUUGAAGACAGGCAAAGUCAUAAGGGCCUUCAAUGGGCACGAGGCCUCAAUUUAUGUCGCCACCUUCAGCCCAGAUUCUGAAUUCCUUUUAAGUGGCGACAGUGAUGGCCAAUUAUGCCUGUGGAAUGCAGAAAAUAGCCACCAGCCCUUGGAUUGUGUUCCACGAGGCCAUGAUUUGGGGGUACUCUGUGGCAAGAGUUUACCUUUGAUCAGGUCCACGGGGCAGAUAUUUGUCACUGGAGGAAAUGACGCCUUGGUCAAGGUUUGGAGAUGGGACGAAAUCAAUGCAAAGCUACUCUUGGAACGGGAGCUAAAAGGCCAUGGCGAGUCUGUGAUGAGUGUGGCUUUCAGUGACAAUGGUGAAAUGAUGGCCACGUCCUCGGGGGACAAGACGGUUCGUGUCUGGGUGACCUCCAAUUGGUCGUUUGUUCAAGCUCUUUCGGGACACAAGCGUUAUGUCAACGCUUGCACCUUUGGCUUCCAAGAUCACAGCCAAGUGAUCACUGGAUCCAACGACAAAACCAUUCGCGUGUGGAAACUACACGUAAAUCAUAGACCACACUUCUCCAAUCAUCCGAUAACGGAUUGGCAAGCCCGAGAUGUGACCGAGUGGUUUGAAUCGAAAGGAGUCAAGGCCGAGCAUGCGUGUGCCAUCAAUGGACCAGAGCUCCUAAAUAUGAACGUAUUGGACUUCGAAAAUAUCUUGGGCUUGGAAGAGAGAGCGGCGAUUGAAUUCGUGCAAGAAAUCCAACAUCUCCGUUUUAAGAAGACUUCCAAUGCCGGGAAUUUCUCGGAGCUGAAUGUCGACGAUGGCCAAGAUAUUCCCCACGAGUUCAUAUGCCCCAUAACCCAAUAUGUGAUGAGCCACCCGGUCAAGUGCCAAGAUGGUUUUACGUACGAAAAAGCUGCCAUAACGGAAUGGUUUUUGAGCCGUAGGGCAACCAGCCCCAUGACCAACCUUCCAAUUCAGAGCACUUCUUUCGUCGACGAUACCAACUUGAAAGAAGCCAUUCUGAAGUUCUUCCAUGAAACCAGAUUGCGGUAAAAUGACGAAUUCGUAUGAAAGAUCAAUCAAUAUAUGAGGUACCCAUGGA